Messenger RNA from Esox lucius (northern pike), 682 nucleotides. It is a transcript of the gene cckb, whose product is annotated as cholecystokinin b. Lineage: Eukaryota; Metazoa; Chordata; Actinopteri; Esociformes; Esocidae. Gene Ontology annotation, biological process: digestion. Gene Ontology annotation, cellular component: extracellular region; axon. The coding region runs from base 84 to 497 and encodes 137 amino acids. Gene Ontology annotation, molecular function: neuropeptide hormone activity. The transcript is spliced from 4 exons. The record is from RefSeq and is a predicted model, not a curated record.
GUCUUUUUCUCUGAACAGAGAAGCCCUUGAUUCCUCUCGCACACAUUCCUCCAACAUACGGACAACCUCUCUCUUUCCUCAAGAUGACUGCAGGGCUGUGUGUGUGCAUCGUAUUGGGGGUCCUGUGCAAUAGCUGCUUGGGACGCCCACACUCCUCCUCGUCCCUUCAAGAGGUCCGCCAAGGCCUGAGCCCUCCCUCUGAAGCACAUCUCAAAACAAAUGGCCACUUCGACCCUGAGCCCCGCCUCAGACAUUCCCGUUCUGACCCUUUGACCAAUACCAUCCCAUAUGCCGGAGAAGAUGAAGACCCCAGGGCGAACCUCAGUGAACUGUUGGCUAGACUGAUCUCCUCACGGAAAGGCUCCAUCCGUAGGAACUCCACGGUGAACAGCAGAGCCAGCGGUCUAAAUGUCAACCACCGGAUAAAAGACCGGGACUACACCGGCUGGAUGGACUUUGGCCGCCGCAGUGCAGAAGAGUACGAGUACUCCUCGUAAAUGGCUGACCUGUCUAUGAGAAAACAACAUCAACAACACAUGUCACUGGUUCGUCACUGUCCCGCCAGAAAAAAGCAUAUUUAUUCUGUAUUUGAUGUAAAUUUGUUUGUAAACACUAUUUGAUUCAAUAUAUACAUAUGUCAAAUUUUGCAGAAAAGCUUACUUAAAGUUGUGGUUUUCUUUCA